This is a messenger RNA of Porites lobata, 40931 nucleotides long. Lineage: Eukaryota; Metazoa; Cnidaria; Anthozoa; Scleractinia; Poritidae. The record is from the annotation of a GenBank genome assembly.
UAUGUGGAUAUAAAGAGGGCUACCAUCAAAAAUGUUUGAGAAGAACCUCACGGAUCUUGUCCGUGGCAUCAGAAACAACAAAAGCAACGAGGUACUAUAAGUCUCGGGUUCCACUCACAUGAGCAUAUUGCAUUUACCGGACGACGUGGCAUAAUCUAUUUUUUAUCGGUUUAUUUAUAUGUCUAUUAUGCUGUUUUAUGUAUUCAUCUCGUAAUUUCAAUAGUUUGUACAUUUAAAGGGUAUAUUGUAUUGAUUUAGCAGCAACCAUCGUAGGAACAGAGAAGAAAUGUACACGAAAAUCUGUCUUCGAUUGGAUCUUCACCAGUUUAAGCUGCGUCUAUGUUAAGACAAAACGAGAUUUAUUUUAUUAGCCAUGUGAUUCUUUACAUGGAAAUUUAAAUUUAUGUUAAGCACUUGCAUCAAUUUAAUUUGUUCCUAUAUAAUGAGUGGUUGUGAUUUGAUACCGUUUAAGCCAAACAGGAAGUUUCGUUUCUUGGCAGGCUAAAUAUAUUGCAUCCUGUUUGGAUGAAAUCAAACAAGAGCUGAGGCAAGAAAAUGCUGCUGUGAAAGCCAAUGCGGUGGCCAAGCUCACUUAUGUAAGUAGAAGCAUCAAAGAAGCUAGAAAUUUAAAGGUGUUUUACCGUAUAUAUGCAUAGUGGAAAUUAAACAUGGUCCUGGAACUUGAAAGAAGGUGGAGGUUUACAUCCCGGGGGGGUUACUCCCAUACAUUGCCUAUACGGGUAUGUGCCGCCCGACGGGGUCGUGAUUUUGAAGCUCCUGAUUUAGAACGGGGUAUCCAUUUCAGAGGCGUUUUCUAGAACAGGGCAUAAAAAUUGUGGAUCACAGCUUUAUCUUCUGCUUAAAAUUGUUGCUGAUUAUGAAGAAGCAUUUAUUUGAUGUAUAAGUCGAACAAAUAAAGAAAUAUUUUUUAAAAAAACAGGGCUAUUUCAAUUUACAAACUUUCUAGAACGGAGCAUAAAAAAUUGACCCAUUUCUAGAACAGGGUAUCAAUUUUAGGGGAAUUUUUUUAGCACAGUGUGCUAAUUUGGAGUCCCGGGCGGCACAUACCCACCCAAAAAAUACCCAAGUGCCCCCCCCAGGGGUUUACAUGUAGUUCAUAAUGCUUGGAACUUUGAUUUCGAUACAAAAUAUGGCAAAAUCAUUAACAGGAAGUUAAAAUGGUUAAAUUUUUUUUUCAGUUGUUAUCUUUAAUCUGUUAACUUAACCUUUAACCCAUGCUGCCGGCUUGUUGUUCCUCUUGUGUGAAGUUUAUCUCCAGAAAUCUUACUUUGUGCAUGGUGCUAGAGAAAUCCAGGCUAUCUUCACACAGCAUCAGGCAAAUUUUUGACCGGCGAAAAAAAAUUGACCAGAUACCUCAAUCACAAGGAACCAUUCAGUAUUUUCAGUCUUAUCUGCACACACACAGAACUGAUGAUCCAGGUUGAAUUUUAAAUUUUGUCAGAGGUUUUACCAUCUUACCAUCCACAGAGCGCUACUUACUGGUAAACAAAUCCAAAAUGGCAUAUACCAGCAGAGUUACAAUACAUCCAUGCAACCACACCUUUGCGGUACAAAAAUUUAGAUGGUUCUAAAGAGCGCUCACACCAUGUGGUCAAAUUUACCCUACAAAACUUUAGACGGUCAUGCUGUUCACAUUGUGCCAAUUGAAUUUUGGACCAAACUGGCUUAAAAUUUUACCUGGAGUCUAGCAUUCAAAUUUUUGAAGGGCUAGGCGUUAAAUUUUCAUAUGGUUAGCUUGGUUCCAUGUGAACGAAGCACCCAAACAAACAAAUUUUUAACUGGUCAAAAAUUUGUCCGAUACCUUGUGAAUGUAGCCUAAAUCAAUAAAGAAGAUAUCAAUAGACCUUACAUUUAAUUCCCCAUAGCAUGAAAAUCUUUUUUUGAUAUGUCUAAACUUGUUCAGAUCAAGUUCUUCACUACAAGGCUAGACAUGCCAAAUGUUUUGCUUUUAUACAAAAUGUUGGUCAUAUGAUAAAGGUUUAUAGAGUGUUUUUACAUGACAUCACAUCCACCAUAUUUGUGUCCCAAAAUACUAAAACACAACCCUGUCGGUGUCCCAAACCAAUCCUCUAGGAGUUGGACUUUUUCUUACGUAAAAACUUUCUUUUGUUCCAAUAAAAGUUAGUCACUUUUUUUUAACUGAAAAUGCUUAUUGUCCGGGUAAGGUAAUUGUACCACUAUUAUAAACUAAUAUAAUAAUUAAAUUUUUCGUGAUAUUAGUCAAUCAAUAGUGAAAGUGAUAAUCACAUUAUAUUUUGUGCCCAAAGUUUUAGAUGUUCAUUAAUUUUACCAUUUUCUUAUGUUAGUCUUUUUUCCUCUCUGAUUGCUGAUGUUUUGUCCAAGCUCGUAUAACACUUGAACAGCAUGCCCAUUCAGGAUCUUCCAAAGAUUGCAUUGGGUGCACAAAACCGGCAAACUAAUAUAAUAAUAAUACCAAAUAUUACAGUCACAAAGCAUCUUAAAAUUAAUGAAUGUCUUAAUUUGAGGAUAUUGGCAGCUUCUUUUCUGUCAUGCAGGAUAGUUACAACAAUGUACAAGUGAUAAGUAAUGACUUUGUUUACAGCAUGAUUUGGUCAUAGGGGGGAUUUAGCCACCUCCUUUUGGUGACUUCCAAAAGCAUUAUUAGUGUAAGCCUUUUAAUGAACACACACUGCUAGUGGGCAUUUCUUGCUGUGAUUAUUUUAAAAAACUCUUCAACUGUUCUGUUAUUGACCAUGCAUAAAAUCAAUUGCUGUUUUGAGAGUUGUAUGGCUCAAUCUCUCUGUUAAUACCAAAUCUACAUGUAGUAAGUGAUAGUUAAUGAAAAAAUCAUGUCAUGUAACCUCAGGAAAGGCAAUGAUGGUGUUCAGAAGAAAAUCAAAGGGUGCCUACAGCUAACUCUUGGAUUAAUUAUUUUGGAAUUGAAAGCUGAUAAUGAACUUGCAAUUAGUCUACUGGUAUAUUUUAAGUCUGAAAAAAUAUGAAAAUAUGUUUUAAGAAAAAACAGGACAAUACAAAGUGACCCAAAAAAAAGGAAAAAAAGUUUCUUUCGGCAGGAGUCGAACCCUGGACAUUCAACGUGAAAGGUUAACACAUAAUUUAUUGCGCCACGAAAAUUAAUGUUAAAUAAAGUCAUUAAAUUAAUUAUUUUUAACAUUUUUGCCCAUGAAAUUCUGCUGGUGGACGCUGUUUGAAGCUGGUAGAGCUUUAUUUAUGAAGAAUUGAAAGAUAUAUUUGAGGAAAACAAUCAUGGUUUUGAUGGUAAAAGCCAUACUUGAACUCAUUUUGCUGCAUUUGAAGAACUUAUGGCUGACAAAGCAAUAUUAAGUGUCUUACAAAACUGUCGUGUAGUCUCUUGCUGACGGCGUUGUACAGCUUGCAUUUCUCUGCAUUUACGUACAUGAGGAGAAUCAAUUACCAUUCAGCAACAGCAAACAUUUCCGUUUUUAUUCAACUGAGGAAACAUUUCAUUUCAGAAUGAUAUUUCCCUAAAAACCAUGAGAUUGGGAGUCUUUUCUUGUCGUGAGAAAGUUAAAAAAUGAGACCCACAUGAGACUCACGCUAGAAUCGAGAGAAUUGUGAGCUUGGACCAGCUUGGGGAUGAGUCAAAGAGCAACUGCUGAUCCCUUCGUCAUGUUUAUUGCCUGGACAAGUCAAAAAGCUUCAAAAGUUCAUAAAUUUCUGUCUCAAAGUUGGCCAUAGUGCUAGUUUAAAACAUUCAAAGUCCACAUGGAGACAACUUAUCGUCCUGUGGAAGGUGCAAAAUCAUAACAUGAAAAGCUCUGGGCACAGUGCGUACUCAGCACUAAUUAUGAACGGUGUCUACACCUGAGUGACACAUUUGCAUAUUGCAGUGCCCACAAUAACUCGUUGGUUAUGGUACAUGUGAUCCCCAAGUUAAAAAGUGACACCUGCUGUAGGCAGGUGUGGCACUAAUGUUCUUACCAUCUUUUGACAUCUCCUGUGAUCCAUUACGUAACAGUUAUACCAUGACAUGAUAUCUGUUGCAGAAAAAUAUUCUUUAACACCAACAAUUUUUUGCAAGUUAAGAAGAGCUUUCAAAACCCAUUCAGAUCCUGUUGUCAGUGACGUUUGCUGUUAUUCACAGCCUUUUUUUGAUGAGGCUGCAAAAUUGUUCCGUAAAUUGGGGGAAGGUACUAGCACUGAUCAGGGUUCAUUGCCAGUUCCCAAGUAUACGUAAAAUAAUGUUCAUGACCUCGCAGAUCUUGUGUGUAAGGAGGUGGUUUUCUUGGCCAUUUUUCUGGCCUGGCCAUAAACAUUCAUACUUGGGGACUGACUAAAUUUCUUUUUCAGCUUCAAAUGCUGGGUUAUGACAUCAGCUGGGCUGCAUUUAACAUCAUUGAGGUGAUGAGCUCAUCAAAGUUUACCUUCAAGGUGAGCUUACAAUGUACAGUGUUCUCCUAGCUUACUACACUAUAGAGUUCUGAAAGUAAUGAUCCUCAAAUACCUUCGCAUUUAUCAUUCGGAGUGUCGCUACUUUUGGCAUUUGCUAACACCUGUGAAAUUUUAUCUCUACUUUUAGAGGGUUGUUACUUUUGGUGCGUCAUUACUAGUCUUUCAGAACUUUACAGGCAUGCAUUUACAUAUUUAAACCAAAAAGGUUACAAAUGUAUCUCCUUGGUGUAAUUCAAAGAGCUGAUCACAUUAUUUUUUUUUUUUAUGAGCUACUAAUCCCUUGUACUUCCCAAGUAAAAUUGCAGGGAUUUGCUGUAGAAGCACCUAGUGGUGGCUGGUGCAUUACUUUUGCUCUUGGGCGACUAGGGAAACUGAUUUUUUUUAUAAGAAGCAAGCUGGCAUGGGCAUCCUGGAUUCCCCAAUUUAAGAGCACUGAGUUCUCUUCCAUUUUUCUUAAUUAGAGCACAGCCUUGAAUUGUUUCAAUCUUUAACAGCUAUAGUUUUAAGCAUUAUAGUUAAUGAAAAUAGGCAAGAUCUUUGAAAAAUAACACAACCUACCCCUUUACAUGUAAUUUUGAUAAGAAAAAGUUUAAGCAAAGGUGGGCGUUAAAUUUGGGAGAGGAUCUAAUUUUGAAGGCCAGGGAGGAAAUGGAGUAUUCUGAAUGACCAACUUGUUGAGUCUCAUUAUACAUCUCAUACAUGUAUUUUCAUUCUCUUUCUUGAGGAAAAUACAGUCUCCUUUUCUUGUUUUGCUUACUUUUUCUGUUUUUCUGUUCAUCAGAGAAUUGGUUACCUGGCAGCAUCCCAGUCAUUUCAUGAAGAGCUGGACAUUCUUAUGCUUACAACUAACAUGAUCAGAAAGGUGAGCAGAUAAUUCUUAAGUUUUAGUCCUUUGUUUUCUGUGAAUAUAAGCAGGAGUUGUCAUGUCCCAGCUUUGUUCCUAGUCAUCCGUGGUGAGUUUGGAUGUGAUGCACCAGCAAAGAUUGUCAGAAUGCUUGUUAUAAAAAGGAAGAAUCAAGUAGAGCUUCUUCAUUUACCAUUAUGAAAGGAAAUAAAACAGUCACCACAUUUCAAUGUUUGGAGUGGAUGUAUUUUAAUCAUACAUUUGAAAAUAUUCCAUGAUCUUCACAAAAAAGCAGGUUUAUGAUAUGAAGGAAUUAUUAGUGGAUUUUCCUCCUGCUCCCUUCCCCCCAAUUAUUUUCCAUUGAUAUAUCCAUUGAUAUAUCAGUAUGACUGGGACCCGGUUUCAUUGAUGUGGAGCUCAUAGCUGGAAGGCGUGGUUUACCAGCCAUGGGGGCGUAACUCAGUCUAAGGGCUGACUUUGCCAAAAGUGGAAGCUCUCGGAUAUUAUGGGCACCCACCUGCACUUAGCGACGCAGUUGUCAAAGCUUGGUUAAACUUAAUAAACAUAUAGCUGUCAGUAGCAUUCUGACCAUGAGUAUGUUUGUUUGUUAUACUUUAUUAUUUGUAACUCUUUAUGCAGGACCUUUGCAGCAUGAACGUGUAUGAUGCUGGCGUGUCACUUGCUGGAUUUUCAUGUUUUGUGACAACAGACUUAGCUAGAGAUUUGGCUAAUGAUGUCAUGUGCUUGGUGAGUUUUCUUGGCUAGUUCAACAUAAAGGAUAGGAUAGCCAGUUGACUUUCCAAAGUGUAGCAAAUGAGUUGUCACAGCUGUGUUUUAGUAGCAGCUGGUGGCACCUAGUUACUUCUGUAGUUUGCUUUUCAAAAACAUGCAAACUCUCUUGCUGCCAUCAAUCAUCCUAGUGGACCUCUUAGAAAACAGAAGUUUACUUCAACAAGUUCAGAGGUUCUUGGUUUGUGAUUCGUGAUUGAUGAAUUUUGAUCUGUUUUGUUAGUUUCUGUGUUUUAAGGUUCACUGCUUGUGAUCAUAGUUAUGAUUGAAGGCAGUGAAAAACACAAUCGUGAAGUUGGCUUUUAAACUUCAAAGUUUGUAUGUUAUUCAAAAGUGCAAAGCCAUAAGGUGACUAGAAACUUCAGUUUUAAAUGCGUUUAAAUGUAAUUUAACUAAAUUAGCAACAAAGCAUGAGUAGUUGAGUGGUUGAUGCCUUUGGAUAAUUUUUGCAUGGGUCUUUCAGUCUUGUAAUGCCCAUCAGCCUUGUGGUACUGGUGUUUGGCUGGCUUUCUUUCCAACCCAUUUAUAUUGGUUUCCUAAACAACAGUUUCUAGUUUGAUUCCCCAUGUCUAUGGUAGGUGCCCCUGGUAUACCUGUAAAUUCUCCCAUCUUUAUUUUCCACUAGCUUGUGUCCACCAAACCUUACAUCAGGAAAAGAGCUGUCUUGCUGAUGUACAAAAUAUUUCUCAAGGUAACAUUGCACAGUGCAGUACAGUGCAUAUUUAUUUUCUUUAAAUUUCAAACCUGCUUCUCUUGUUGUUGUUGUUGUUGUUUUUUUCAUUUUCCAUUAUCUCAGAUCAUAUUAUAAAGUGAUACUGCAUUGUUUCGUUAGACAAAUACCCAGGCCACAGUUGUUCAAAAGUUGGAUAGCACUUUCCAACGGAUAAAACACUAUUUUUUUAAAUCUAUAUAUGGUAACUUUCAUUGUUGUGGUUUAUUCCAGUUUCCAGAAGCACUUAGGCCUGCUUUCCCAAGGCUGAAGGAAAAGCUUGAAGAUUCAGAGCCUGGUAAAAAACAUUUACACAUAUCUUUUGCAUAAAUAAGAAAAAGAAAUGGAGCAAAUUAAGUCUUAACUCACCAAAUAUUAAACCCAUCGCCAAUAGAUGAUCUUGGGCACUAGCACAAUUUGUUUUUCUCUCUCUCAUUCACACAAUUUUCCAAGAAACUUCAAUGGAAAUGGCAACAAAACUGUAAAUGUUGUUGCAAAAAAACAAAUGGCCAAAAGUUUUCCAUGGUAUGUACUUUUAUUGAGAAUGGAAAUGAUGUCAAAAUGUUCAAAACUUUCCACUUAAGUUUUGAACUCUUUGAUGUCAUUUCCAUGCUUGACAAGAGUACAGACCAUGGAAAAUUGUCAAGGCGAUUUCUUAAUGAGCCAGUGCUGGUUAUCUUUACUUCAAAGUCAUUGAUUAUUUUGUGUCAUCUUACCACAGGUGUCCAGUCAGCAGCAGUGAAUGUGAUUUGCGAGUUAGCUCGUAAAAAUCCAAAGAACUACUUAUCACUUGCACCAUUGUUUUUCAAACUGAUGACAAGUUCCACUAACAACUGGAUGCUUAUCAAAAUCAUCAAACUGGUUAGUAUCAUUAAGUUAUUACUAACGAUAGAACCUCGAUAUAACAAGGGACCAAGGGACUGACCAGUACGUUCACUCAAGUAAUGAGGUUUUGUUGCCUGAAGGUUCUUUUCCUUAUAUUUUUACUACCACUGGGGCGAAGAAUAUCAUUCCUUAUACAGAGGACUUAGUCAUAAAGAGGUUCAUUAUCUUAAGACUGCUGUGGCUCAGGUUUGGAAACUGGAGGACUCAUCAUAUGUGGGUUGGGUUUGUCGUUGACUCUGUUCAUUGCUCUGAGUGGUACUGGUUUUUCUCUGUCGCUCUGGUAUUCUCCUUUAAAAAUCCAACAGUUCCAGGGCUGUGCUCUAACAGAGCCCGGUGGCCCCUGGCACCUAACUUUUACCCUCGGGCGACUAGAAAAUCUCAGAUUUUUCAUACAAAUCAUAUGCUGGGCACCCUAGAUUUUACAGUUUCAGAGCACUGGGCUCCCUUCAAUUUUCCUUAGAGCACAGCCUUGAGUUCCAUGUUCUUAAAUGCAACAGUUCCAUAUUCUUCCAAGAACUCCUACUUAAGGUUAUGUUACACAGGAUGAUUUUCAAUGAAGAUUUUUAGUGCAACGCUAUCAACAUUGUUACAACAAUUUUUCGAAUAGCUGCAAUAUUGUUCCAACGUUGCGAGACUUUGUCGUGCUUAAAAUCAUCCUUGAAAAUGAUCCCAUGUAACAUCACUUAUAUUGCAUUGUAUUUCUCAGUCUUGUCUGAUAAUAUUAUUGCAAGCUUAAGAGUCUUGGGUCAAUUGACAAUAAUUAACAAUUAUUCGCCGAAUGCGAAGUUAAUAUUGUUGAAUAAUCCCCGAGACGAAGUCGAGGGGAUUAUUCAACAAUAUUAACUGAGCCUGAGGUGAAUAAUUGUUUUAGUAUAUUCACACGAAGUGAUCUCAACAGAAUCAGAAAGGAAACCAUUGAAAAACGAUUAGUUUGAUUGACGGGUGAAAAUUCAUGCGUGAACAUGAAGCCGUAAACAGUGGAUGCACAAAAGUUAGAUCUUUACAGUAUCUUCAAACAUGGCAAAUGAUAGUUUUAAUCCUUUUGUAUCGAGUUUUGUAAGCUUUAGCAUCAACGGUUUAAAAGAAAACGCCGAAAAUUUAAAUUACUACCCAAUUCUGAGGAGAAAAGUAUCUAGAGCUUUAUUUGUUUCUGUCCACUCACCAUGAAUGAGAAAGUUUUCUUCAUCGCUUCUUACAAAUGCUGUCAACAGCGGCUGCGAUCAAGGUGAGCGUUGUUUAUCUCCAAAGUUCUUUGCCUUGUUAACUUGCUGCCACGUACAAUUUUCGAAAAUAUUUGCCUUCCUCUCUUCUCCAUAAAUUAACUUCUAUUUAUAGGCAAAAUUGGUCUUGCGAGAAAAUCCCGAAAUCACAAAACAGUGACAAAGCGACCUCGUUUUCCUCUGUAGUGGUAAACAUAGCUUCGAGCGUACAAAAAGUCAGCUAAAGUAAACCACUUCACAAUAAAUCACGCUGUUUAAACACCAUGAAGUCUUUUCUUGCCUUCAAAGUCAUCAGCACUUGAAUAUUCGUGUAUUUUCAAAAAGGUUUUACUUUGAACUUUUGGCAAAACACCCAGUUCACGACAGCGAUUUUGUUUGGCUUUAUAUUCACCGCCUAGCGCGGUGAAUAUAUCGUCAUAGUCCGAGAUAGCUAACCAAUCAGAUUGCUUGAAUUACCAAGAUCACUGAGUGUGUAUAUACUAAAUACUGAUACAAGCACAACAGCAGCAAUGUACAUGAAUGGGUCACAAAGACAAAAGGAAAAACAUUAUUAUUUGAUUCUUGUCCUUGUGCUUGCAUUUGUGCUUAAUCUUAUAUCUAGGCCAUUUUCACUGUGAAAUAAGAAUUUUUCUGUUAACUAUCAGGGCUGUCAAGUUGGCAGACAUAUGCAAUUAGUAGGCGGGGGAUUAAACAGUUGUGAAUUUCUUUUGGUUCCAUUUUCCUCUUCCUUCUCAUGAAUGUAGCCAGCGGUCAUGCCCAUAAUAUCUGGUGCAAAUCCCUGGCCAACAGCCCCCAAGCCCCCCUGGCCCCCGCCCCCCCCCGCAGCUCCCACCCGUUAGUGACAGCCUGACUAUGCAUAAAAUAUCUUGGCUCAGGCCUUCGAUCCACUAUGAUCCAUGUCACUACAGGGGCUAGAAAAGAAAGCAUCUCUUGAUGACUCAAAAAGGAUUUUGCAUUGUAGAUUUUUCUGCAUUUAUAACUUUCUAGAGAUCAUGGGUGAUUUAGGGCAUUUUUCGUUGGGUUUCUUCUAUUAAUGAUUCUUUUUUAAUUCUCUUGCAGUUUGGAGCGCUUUGUCCUCUUGAACCAAGACUGGGAAAGAAAUUGCUGGAGCCAUUAACAAAUCUAAUUCAUAGGUAAAAACAAUGUGUUUAUCUUGAUCUGAAGAUGAUACUGUUCAGUGGUGGAUUUAUGCUGCUGGAUAAAUCUUACAGUUAGCUUUACAUAAGCAGCUAUGGAUGUUUCUUUCAUUUUUAAUUUAGACAGUUAAAAAUGAUCGUCAUCAUCUUCUGAAAACUGUGAUAUUGAGCCACCUUUCAUUAUUGUGUUAUUGCAUCAAAUUAAGCAAACAGGAGUAGGUUAUCAGUGACAUCUUAGAUGUGAAGUUUUAUUUCCUUGCAGCACAUCAGCCAUGUCUUUGUUAUAUGAAUGUAUCAACACAGUAGUAUCAGGUAAGGAAUGGUUUACGAAAAUGGUACAGAUUUUACUUGAUGUUAUGCAGGUGUACUAAAUGUUAUGCACUCUCCCACUGCAAACCCAUUACACAUCUAAAAUACAGUAAUUUUGUUGUCACUUUGGCCAUGCGAUAGGGCAGACAUUUUUACAGGCAAAUUUACGUGUUUUGGAGACUAAAAAAUAGGUUUUGUAAGAUUGUUGACAAGUUUAAAUUUCAGAUACAUUAUACAUGUUUUACACAUAUUUUAGAACUAAAAAUGACAAAACAAAAAUUCAUGGCAUAUACACUUAUAAGGCAUAUUUUGCAUAUUAUGCAAAUGUUUUCAGUUUUUCAAAUAUUGUUGUUUUUUGCAUUGACACAAAAAUGUUAAUUGUUUUAAACAUUUGAUAUUAACAAUUCUUUAUUCUCUGGUUCCUAGGAUUACCUCACCAUACAGCCUCUAUCCAGGUAUAAUACUCGCUUUUAAUGCUACUUAAAUUGACCAUGUUUUGAAAAUUUGCUGAGUUUAUUAGUGGAAUUGAUAUAUUUUUGUUUUCACUAAUUCCUUGACAUUCAUAUUAUGAUACUUAUUUUGCUUUUUCUUUAGCUUUGUGUCAGCAAGUUGCGGAUUUUAAUUGAAGACCCGGAUCAGAACUGUAAGACAUUUUGAUUGUUAGGGGCUAUCGUAACGAUACCACAAUGACUUAAGGCUUGUCUAUCACUAGUGACAGAGUCGGAGUUGGAGAUGUAAUUGGAGUCAUAAGAGCGCUUAUGACCUAGUGAAAAUCAAAAAUCGGAUUCUUAAACAGAGUUAUAAGCGCGACGGAAUUGGACUCAGAAGAAUCAGAAGGUUCCAUUUUCUUCAGACUCCACUUACGACUCCGUCGCUUACAUUUUGUUUAUUAUCUAGUGAUAGAGCGAUUUUCGUAUGACCUUAAAAUAUAAAUGAGCAAACAAAACAGAAACAACAAACGAACUGAAAGAGAACGAUUUGAUUGGUUUAUGGAACGGAUACAAAGGCGCGUGGCUUUUGGUUGGCUAAGCGAACACUCGGGUGAAAAAACAUCAUGCCCGAGAACUUCCUAGAAAUCAAUCGGUACUUCGCUUUGACAUCAUACUGCCACACGAUUGGCCAAUCGAACAAUGCCUUCUCCAUAUUAGGGUUUUCUUUGGCGGGAAAACAAAGAGGGCUUGUUUUGAUCUUUUCAUCCAUUGGCUGAUAAAACAAAUAGCGAACACUCACCGAAACCAUUUUUCAAGGUCAUAUGAAAAUCACUCGAACCAGAUUGUCAGAGUCAGAAGUAGAAGCGGAAAGAUAAACCAAUCACAGUACACAUUCCCACAUGUUGUGUUUGGUUUAGUUCUUUUGCUUCUGCUUGCGACUCCGACGACCCAGUUUUCACUUGAUCGUAAAUGACACAGUCAUAAGCCGAAUCACAAGACUCAUAACGCUGUUUGCACUAGAUCAUAAAGUUCUAUGCUUUGGAUUACGACUCCAGCUCCGACUCUGUCACUAGUAAAAACCAGCCUUACAUUUCCAAAGUCAGAGUGAGUUCCAUUCCUGAAUGAAGUUUGUACAUGUACUGCAUUCACAUGCCAAAAUUGACCAGCUCAGCCUAAAGUGGUUACUAAUCCACACUACACUAGGCCUACUUUUACUGUACUUAUAUCUGUGAUGUGACAUAACCAUUAUUUGACUGUCAACAUUGAUUUUCCUUUGUAGUGAAGUAUCUUGGUCUGCUUGCUAUGUCAAAAAUCCUGGCUGUGAACCCCAAAGUUGUACAAGGGCAUAAGUAAGUGACUUUUAAUAAUAGCUGGCUCCGCAAGCAAGCAAGCAAUAUAAAGCAAACACUGUCUUCUGACUUGCUAACCGGCCAAGCAGGCAUGAUGGGCCUGGCAUGUUCACUACAUUUAGGAUCACCCACUUUGCUCCUGCUUUGUUUGGUGUUGUGUUUUAUAGACUAAAACAAAGCCCAUAGAAAGUGAAUAAAGUAUUUUAAAAAUAGAAAAUAACACUGUUAGGAGCAUAUUAUUAUUUUUACAAGUACUGCUCACAGUUAGCUGAAUGUAGUUUUAAUGUUCCUUGGUGUCUAUCUGGUUUUCCAAGCUAGCAAAUCAAAAUUAGCAAAUAAAUGUAACGAGAAUUCUAGCAAAUACCAUACAUAUAUAGAUCAUACAUCACCUUUGUUUAUCCUCAAAUUUACAGUGUAGCUCUUAAAGCUAAUGUCUCCGAGAUAGAGGAAAAUAAAUAUUUAAUUUAAGUACUCAUUAUCCUAAAAAAAAAUAAUAAAAUAAAAUAAAAUAAAAGGAAAUAUAGCACUAUACGAAAAGAAUUUGCUUUCUGAUUUCAGAGACAUAGUGCUGCAGUGUCUGGAUGACAAGGAUGAAUCUAUUAGACUCCGAGCUCUGGAUCUUAUCGUUGGGAUGGUAGGAAAUUCACACCAUUAAAUUUACCUUUCAACUCAAAAACAAAGGCAAUAAUUUAUUAGAGUUGAAGAAAAUCCCAAAUUCAUGUCAGUUGCCGCUAGGUGUUUUCUGUAGAUUGAGUUUGCCUUCUAAUUUGGAAAUGAGCCUUAGAGAUUCUCCAGUGUGUUCUUUGGAGACAGUGCAAGAAAUAAGUUGUGAACUUGUGAGAGUGUGAGAUAGGUCUUAAAAUCGUGAGACUCACAACAAAGUCGUGAUACUUGGCAAGUCUGGAAAUGUAGAGUAUUGGCACUGUUCUAAACAACCUCUCUUCCUGUAGGUUUCUAAGAAGAAUAUAAUGGACAUUAUCAAGAAGCUGAUGGUGCAAAUUGACAAGGCCGACAGUCAGAGUAAGAAUUAUUAAAAUUAUUAUUAAUCCUCAAAUCAACAUUAUAUUUACUUCUUGUUUUUUUUUAACAGAGCAGUUGAAAUGUUGUUUCUUGUUAUUGUUAUCAUUAUCAUUACUAUAAAAGAAACUUUGUAUAAGAUUUAUUUUUCGAAUUAUUAAUUUUCCUAUGUGCUCUUGUUUGUUCCAGCAUACUGUGAUGAGCUCCUUUCCAAGAUUGUAGAGAUUUGUAGUAUGAAUGACUAUCACUAUGUCACAAACUUUGAAUGGUAAAAAAGCUGUUUUUUUUCCUUUUUUGAUAAAGGGAUGGCAGUGAUUAUGAGUAUUGUGAAGGCUCAGUGACAAAUUUAAGUAGUAAACUAAAUUCAUUGUGUUCAUGAACAGAGAGGGGGGAAAUUUGAUUCUCAAACAUCAACUGGUCAAACCAGCAAGAUAUAAAAUUAACUCAAAGGCUCUCGAUCAGUAAAGUAUGUCAGAAUUUCUACAGUUAUUGUAAAAAAAAGAUCCCAUUGUAAGAAACGCUAGUACUGACCAAGAAAAUGAGAAAGAAACAAAGUUCUGUUUAUCCUUCUGCCAACCUCUUAAUUUUAACGCUUUAAGCCCCAGUAUCCACAUACAAAUUCUCCAAACUGAUCUGCAUACACUUCCUUUAAGAAUAAGUUGAGAGAAUUUAAUAAAACAUCAAGGCAUUUUCUCUUUCAUGAUCAUUUUUUAUAUUCUUACAACCUUAUCUCUUGACAAUGUAUGGACAUUGUUAGGAGAAAAUUGCUGUUGGUCACCAUUGGGACUUAAAGGGUUAAUCAUGUUCUCUGUUGUCUUGUGUCUACUGUAGGUAUAUUGAUGUACUGGUGCAGCUGACAAGAGUGGAAGGAACAAGACAUGGCAAACUGAUAGCUUCACAGAUGAUGGAUGUCACUAUCAGAGUCAAGGCUAUACGUCCUUAUGCUGUUCAAUGCUUGGUAAGUCUGUUAUCACCAGUACUGGUCCAAUACUUAGUGUUAAUUUGUUUCCUAAAAUACCCUGUCAUUUAUCUGAACUCAGACAUUACUUAUAAGGACUUCGAGUGAGAAGUGAUGAAGAAAUAUUUUUUCUAUUCUGUUCAUGUCGUUAAAUUUGGCAACUCAUCUGAACUCGAAAAUUGGUCACCAGGGCAGAAAAUUUAGGUGCAAUUUUGUGCCCUUGUAUAUAGGUCCUGUUCUGUACAUUAAUUUGAUUGCAACUGGAUUGAAAACUAUACUUCAUAUGCUAGGUUCUUUACUUUAGAAGGGUUGAACUGUGUACUUUUAUAUUAUGCUUAUUUGCGUGAAAUUUAUAGUAAAUUUAUGUCAGUGCAUCUCAUUCAAUACGCACACUCGUCAGAUUGUUGUUUCGUACGUGUGAAUUACUAUUUAAUGGUUUAUGAUUAUUGUGGGCAUUGUAUAAUAAUAUUUUCUUUUGAGUUUUUUUGCCUUUUGUCAUUUAGUAAAAUGUGUUAACAUUGCCUAGUGAACUCAAAAAUUCCAUGUAAACAGAAAUGCUUUUGUUACAUUGUUUCAGUCUUUGUUGCUGACCAGCAGUGAGCUGAUGUCUGGACAAAUGGAAAAGAACAGAGUUUGUGAAGUACUUUUUGCUGCAGCGUGGAUCUCAGGAGAAUUUUCAGAGUUAGUGAAACUGUGGCUUGAAUAAUAUAUGUUACAAUUCUAGCUUCAUUUUAAAAAAAAUAGUUCAAAAAGCUCCUUUAGAGCGAAGUGUCUCAACUCAUUUUGUCACCGAUUGUAGCUUUUUGAAACACUUUUUUUGGUCCAGUUAUAAGCUGCCCCCUUCAUGAGCCCUCUUGAAACCCCCUACAAAGUUGUAUAAGAGCAGGGCAUAUAAGUGAAGUUUACGGAAGCCUUCCCGCCCAUACAUUAUAGUCAAGGUGGCUUCUAAUCAAGUCCAAUUUCUUUUACCGCCUCUUUUGCUAGGUUUAGUACUUGGCAUACUACCUGCAUAUUCUGUUGCAAUCAACAAUGUGUUUUAAGCUUCUUGCACAGUGAUAAUAAAAGUUGGUUAUGUUGUUGUUUACCAGGCAACUACCAGAUAUCAAUGUCACAUUAGAGGCUAUGCUGCAGCCUAAAGCCACCUCCCUUCCAGGGCACAUCCAAGCAGUGUAUGUCCAGAACAUUGCCAAGUUAUAUGCUAAGCUGCUAGCAAAUCAGGAGGAGGUAAGUUCAUACGAUCGAACCUCCAUGUGUGACCAACUCUAGUAAGCAACCAGUUCCCAUGAGCGAAACACCAAAAUUCUCCCAGUCAAAGCCCCUCCCAAAGAUGAUGACCUCCUGUAAGCGACCAAAACCACUUUUCACAGCUGAGAAUGUAAUAAUUUUCCACUGUUUUUAACCUCUUGCAAGCAACCACAUAAUGCAUGGUGUCAUCUCUAUGUUUGCUGUAUGUACUCUGGUACUUGGAGUAAAAAAUGAAUUUUUAGCCAAUACAUGGAAAUAUCGACAUUGUAACUUAGAAAUUGCCUGCCAUAAAUUAUCUACCAUAAAGUAGAGGCAUCUGGGCUUCUUCUCAGUAGCGAACCCAUGUGGUCGAAUUCCCAUAAGUGACCUUCUCCUGUAAGAGACCACUUAGAAUUUUGAGUGGUCAUUUACAGGAAGUUCAACUGUAGUUUUCAUAAUUUGUUCUCAACCCUUUUUUGUGCAUUUAAUAAAUCCCUAUGACGAUUUGAGGAUAACAUUCUCUUUCUGUUCAAGCUUUGAAAAGAUCGUUUGAGACAGAUUUGUUUUCCUUUUGAAUGGUGAAAUAGUAUUUGUGCUUGCAUGCGUUGCAAGUUAUGAAGGUAGUGCAUUCAUCGAAAUGCGUAAUAAAUUGAGUUCGCUGACUAUGCCACAUGUGAUGGAUGACAGAUUUGCUACUUAUCCUCUGUUGGAAAUGACAAGAAUGGCAAUCAAGAAGACAUCAAUAACUUUGUACAUGCUGUAUUUUUGUUUAUUGAAACUCUCAAUUUUUUAGAGUACUUGCUACCGCCUCACUAAUCAUCAAGACUUGUUAACACUGUAGUUGUAGUCAAGAGACAACAUAGAACAAAUUAAUCUAUAUUCUACCUUUUGUUUUGUUAUGAAGGAUGAAGAUGGUGACACAAAGUCGGUUAGUGAGAUGCUUGUAGAGAAGUUACCCAUAUUUGUACAGAGUGCCGACCUCGAGGUGCAGGAGAGGGUGAGUAAUAUCAGUAAUAUCCAUCAACCCAUGCUACAAAAAGCGAUUAAGAUUUUGUUUUUGUUUGCAAAUGUCCACCAAUGCAAGUUUCAAGGGAAACCAUCAAAAUACACACCACAACAGGCAACAGCACGCGAACGUAAUGAACUGACCUCAAGAGAAUGGCUGUAAAAAGGCCAUGAGCCCCUUUGAUGCAGUUAGGAUGCCCCUGCAUAUCACUAAUGAGUGAGACAGCUGGCCAGCUGAGUUUAUCUCAGCCUAAAUCAUAUUUAGCCACAUAUAAAAAUAACAUCAAAGGCAGUGUCCCUGAUUAGUUCACCACGUGUGGUCUGCCAGGUCUUUUCCGACAGGUUAAUAAAGUUAUUGAUUGAUUGAUUGAGUUUAUUGAUUGAUGCAUUUGUAUCUGUUGCUUUAAUAUUAAUAAUCAUUUCUGUCAUUUAAUUUGUAGGCUAGCUGUAUCUUGCAGCUCAUUAAGUAUGUUCUCAAGUUGCAAGGAAAAGGUAAUCAGUUACCUAAAUUUAUAAUUAUUCCAAUGCAGAAUAAUUUAUACCUGACAUUUUGGCAACAAAAUUAAUACCAUGUACCAAGGUAGAAAAUGUCUUAAGAUACUGGGAUUUCCAAAACCCUGGUUGUGCUUGGUCAGAAAUGAGAACUGUUCAUUAUUGUGCUCAUAAUUAUUGUUGUGCUUAUAAGGAAGUCUUGCUUUAAAUGUUUUAAAGAGAGAAUCCUCUGGGUACAUUCAUUUCCUUUUCUCCUAAAAACUCCACAUUUUUGAAUCCUACAUUAUCUUUACAGUAUGUUAGGGCCUGUUUACAUGGGGGCGGGGGACCCCAGGUAGGUGAGGUAACCCGCGUUGGUGGAUUAACCAGCCCGUCCACAUAAUCUCUCAUUUAAAUUUGAUUAUGUUUUCAUGAUAGGUGGGGUGACCCACCACGGGUUACCUCACGUACGCAAGGUCCCCCACCUCCAUGUAAAGCUUCCCUUAGAUGAAGAACCACACUGUGAGUGUGCUUUUCAACCAGCUUUUGUUUUAAGAAUUGAAUAAGGUAUUCUUUGUAAUAAUUUUUAUUAGUAGUAUAUAAUAUUAAUAGAAUACUGUGUUACUUAGGUGUUGAUUGCUCUGAGGAGGUGUCAUCACUGUUUCGUGGUGAACUAAAUCCAGUUGCUUCAAAAGCACAGAAGAAAGUGCAGGUUCCAGAAGGGUAUGGUUGUUUAACCUUGUACAGCAUUUAUUUCAUUUAUCUUUGUCACGGCAUCAUCUUCUUGUUUGGAUCUCAAAAGUCAGGAGUACUGAGUAGUCCUGAGUUAUAAGACUGUUAUAAGACGUGGUCAUGCUUUUGAAAAGUAGCCAACUUCCUUGCUUGCUCUCAGCUGCACUCAUCAUAGUUACGAGCAGCCUCCUAUUUGUUGAAAGUUUAAAAAUCUUUUUGUUCAGUGUAUACUUUCAAUACUUCUUUCCGCAAAUUUUGGUCGAAGUUAGUAAUUUUGUUUCACCUGGACAUGAUACUUAUACAUAUGGUCCAUUCACACCAACUAAACAUGUUCAAUUAAACCAGGUUUUAAAAUUAAUGAAAAACGGAUGUGGAAAACUGGAACAGUUUUCACACAGUAUUCAAAAGAAAUUCAACAUGUUCUGUAAUUUGCACUAAAUUUGCAGUCAGCUUAGUCAGUAAGCAGCUUUUACAAAGGAAACAGUGUUAAACCGUGUUUAACUUAACAGCUUUAAGCUUUGGUUUGAAUGAGGCUAUAUGGUCCCAGUGACGAACAAACAGUGUAAUUUUUACCUCCUUUAAGCGGACACCUUUUGUGGUCUCUUGGGCUUCAAGAGAAGUUCAACUGUAUCUAUCCACAACAUCUCUAAUGUUCCUUUGAUUAUUUUUUAGACUUGAUCUAGACAAGUGGAUUAAUCAACCCCCAUCAGAAAGCUCAGAGGAGGAGCAGGACAUAGAAACAAUAUUUGACCCUCAUGGCGAACACAAGUAUGGCGCUGAAAAUUAUAACAAAUAAUAUUUUUUUUCUUUUGCAUAUUAUUGAAGGGUUGGCUGGAAUAAGAUUGUAGCUCUUGAUGACACGCCAAAUUCUCCUUUUACUUCUCAAGCAGAUAGAAAGUACUUUGUAAGGAGAAUUAAGCAGUUAUCAGCCAUUUAUUAUGGCUAACCGUUUUCUUCUACUCUGGACUUAAUAGGGCCAUUUAUACGAGGAAAAAUAUGACGCGUCUUACAUAGGACGCGUCUUAAAUAAGACGCGAACUUUCCGUAUAGACGGCACAUUUCGUCUAAAACAAGACGCGACUUAGCUAAAACGCGUCUUAUUUUAGAACAGCCCUUAACACCUGUUCUUAGAUAAGACGCGUCUUAGUUAAGACGAGAAAAUGUAUUGACCUUCAAACUUUUAAGACGCGAACGCAUAGUACGCAUGCGUUGAUUUUUGGCGAGCCACGUUCGAUUGCAGUUGCUACGGGCAACAUUCACAUGAAAACGAGUAAAGAACAGAAAUAAGACGCGAACCAUUUACACGAGCUGUUCUCGUCUUAGAUAAGACAUGCUCGUAUAAAUGGUACAGUUCGCGUCUUAUUUAAGACGCGUCUUAUUUUUCCUCGUAUAAAUGGCCCUAACGUUACAAAUCAUAGGUUUUUUCCUUUGGGUUUAUGACUGGCACAGUUCAUGCAUGUUCGAUAAAUCCAAGCCAGGUCUUUUACUUACAGUACCGACUUUGAACUUGUCUAUUAUAUGGAAGAAGUCGAGAUCUGUAUUUAAAUAUCUUUUUCAGCUUGCAUUCUUUGUAGGAGACCCCACUCUCACAAAGUAGACCUCAAAAAUUGUGAGGCUGACUUAAUUUACCUUGGUUUUAAAAUCUCUCUCAAACUCAAGUACAUGUAAAGAUUCAAAAAUCCAGUAAGAAAAAAGGCUUCAGGUGGACAACACCAUUUUUGAAAUUACCUCACUCAAGGGUAAAUUAGGAAAGAGCGUUGAAUGGGGUCGAAGCGUUUGUCCCCUCGGAGCUGUUGUGCAUGCUCUUAUGUGUCCUUAAGCACUGUGCUUUUUCAGAAAGGUAGUAACAUGACUUAUUAAUUUUCAGAGAAUUGAAACAGAAGCAUGAAUCAGAAGAUGAGGAAGAAAUGAAAAAGGUUGUUAUCAUUCAUGAUUCUGUUGUCAUUGUAUUUUUGCCAUUAAACCUGUUUCUUUCUGUUUGUCCAAACACUUCUUGCUUAGGCCAUAAAUCCUGCUCACAAACUCUGUAUAUUACAGAAAAAUCUCCAAACACAUUUUGUAAGGGGUACGUAUUUACUCGAAUAAGGGCCGCGGCGCUUAUUGAAUUUUUUCAUGCCUAAAACGCGAUGCUUGUUUGAAGGCGGCGUAUAUUUGAGGUAGGAGGCAACAAAGAAUUGUUUUAACUGUGGUAUUACUAUUAUUUAUUUGCGGCGGCACUUCUAAUACUUUUUGUCCGAAGUGUGGCGCUUAUUCGAGGGCAACGGUUACUCAAGCCAAUACGGUACAGAAUAGAGAGCUUUAGAUUUGAGGCCGAGUAAGAGAAUUAACUUUAAGUUUACGCGCGUGUUCUCAAAAAAAGACACCCCGGAAAGCUUCAUUUUACUCUUUUUUCACCUAAAAAGUUAGUUCGGUUAUUUAUAUACUGAAGGAGUUUAAGCCCUCUCCCGAUAGCAAAAUGAUAAAACUCCUCACAUUUGAUAAUUUGUUCCCGCCACUACAACAUUCUCGCUAAAACCCGUUUUAGAAUGACGACGGCUAUCACCAUUUCCCGCCAAAAUGACGCUGGUUCACGCGUGAUUGAUACUCAGUAUUGGAAAAAUCUCGUACUCGUAGUCGUACUCGUCUUGGAAUCUAAAGCUCUGUAAUACGUCUGUGUUGCUGUAGUUAUUGAACGUUUUUUACUUUCCAUGUGUAUCUCAGAGACGCGAACAAAGAAAACAAGAUCAGCUCAGUAAUCCACAUUAUCUAAAGGUGACAGCAAAAGAAGACCUCAAGGUAAUUUCCAUGAAUAGCUUGUCGCCCCUUGCAGCUAUCAUUGUAUUGCCACAACAAUUUUAUAAUGGUGUUAGAAGAGAAUUUCCUACUUGACUCAAGUUCUCAUGGCUUUUUGAAAGAAUGUGUUAAUGUUAUUCUUAAAAUUGAGAUGAUCAGUGUGUCCCGUUUCAGGCAAAGAAGAAAGAGAUGCUGGUAGAUGAUAUUCCAGUGGCAAACUUGGACUUACCAGUAUCCCUCAAGGUGUCAGGAGGUACUUUUGUUACACUGUAUUACUAGUAAUGUUAAGCGUGGAAGAGAUACCCCUUUCUCUCUUAGUUCAUCUCCUUCUACCCCAUUUUCCUUUCCCUUCUUUUCAAUUUCCCAUUCUUUUCUCUUCCAUUUCUCACCUUUUCCUCUUCUAGUUUCUAGCCCCUUCAUUUACAUUCUCCGUCCCUUUUUUCUUCCAGUUCUCAUCCUCUCUCUUCCAUUUCCCACCUCCACUUCCUUUCCUACUCCUUUUUCUUCCAUGUGUUGCCCCCUUCUCAGCCAGUCCCUUUUUCUGUUCUCUUUGUUCCACCUCUUCUCUGCCAGUUUCCAUCACUUUUCACUUACCGUAAAAUUCCGAAAAUAAACCCCUCCAUGUAUAAGACCCCCAAAUAUAAGCCUCCCAAACUCGUAACGCAAAAAAACCCUCCGUUAAAUCGCCCCUCCAAAUAUAAGCCCCCCGGAGGCUUGUACUUGGAAAUUUCCCUCAAAUACAAAGUAAAACAAAGCAUAAACGGUAAAUUUCCUUCCAACUAUAAGGUUAGCCCAAUCGAUUUUGAAACGCAAGUUUCUCUCCAUAGAUAAACCCCUCAAAAAGGGCCUUUGAAAAAUAUAAGCCCUAGGGCUUAUUUUCGGAAUUUUUCCGUAUCUCUUUGUUCUCAUUCCACAAUCUUCUUUGGUCAGUCAUCUUUUACUCCAAUUUGGUUCUCAUCUUUUGUUAAGAGCCCCUCGUUCUAUUUUACGUUUUACCUUCUCAUUGUGACAUAAGACGUUACGCAUUAUCUUCAUUUGAUCUCCAGGUAUAUCUCUUGACAAGAAAUAUGCCUCAAGAAAAGCAAAGAAGAAAAGAAAGAAAGGUAGAAUAUUUACUGGCUCUUCAGCAUUAAGAUUUCCUCUUACAGCUUAACAACCAUUAAGUAUGUAUUUCCAGUUUACCCAGUGUUACUAUUAAGUACACAAGGUCAAGCUCCUUUCAUGUGAGUGCCCUGUUCGUCAUCCGUGUAAUAGGGUUUAUUUAUGUUAGGCUAGCAAUGGUCACUUAGUUACUGAUUGUGAUUCUUUGACUGUCUAUUGCUGGUCUUAUCAGGAGGUUGUGUCAAUUUCCUGUGCUGGGAUAUUAGUAGCAUACCAUACCACAGUAAAUAAUAUCUUUACAUUCAUGAUUUUUUUACAUCAGGUCGAAAAGGGAGCAGAGCUGAUGAAGAAGGGCCAGAUCCUGGAAUUUCAUAUGAGGUUCUUCCUGCUGGUGCUGGAGAGAUGCCAGAGGUUAGAACUUUAUGAUGUUUUAUAAACCCAAAUUGACAUUAACACUGCCCUGAAUUGCUCGCUGGGGUCAUUGCCUGGGGAGGGGAGGCACUCCUUUAUUUGGCCCAAAAGGGUGUGUGCCGCUGAACAUGGUAUGGGUAUAAAUAAAUAAAUAAAUAAAUAAAUAAAUAAAUGAUAAUUUGGAGGUAGCACAUCCACAAAGUGGUUCUUCGUCUACCUGAUUCCUGGUCGAAUUGGAAUUUGUAAAUGUUGGUUUUUGAGGAGAGGGGAAAACCGGUGUACCCGGAGAAAAACCUCUUGCAGCAAAGGAGAGAACCAACAACAAACUCAACCCACUGCGCCAUCCCUUGCUUCCCAUAAAUAACGGGAAUUUUGAACUAAAAAUCACAUUCACUUUAAAGUUUUGUGUUUGUUUUGUUUUGUUUUUGUUUUUCUUUUUGUCAGGGAGCUGCGGAAUCUGAUCACGAUGAUAAAGAAAAUGAAGAGUCAUUCGACGCUGCAGCUGAUCCUCAUAAGCUGUUAAAUGUUGACCUUAGCAAGUAUGUCUGGCACGGACUUAGCUAGUUUGAUUAUACUGUUGAUCCCUUGACUUGAUUCUUAUCACUGACCAAGGUGCAGCUCUCAAACUCAACAUUGUGAAGUUUCAUUGACAGAGUCAAAAUUUAGAACGAUCUCGUCCAGGACAGCAAACAGUACCGUAGAAAAGUACUUCUCAGUCUGAGCUUUUUAAAUUUUAAUUUACAUAAUUCUUCAGAUCAUACUCAGUCUCAUCCAAUAAUUGCUAGUUAUUGCGGGCGUCUAGGGUAGCCCACAAUCCUAUUCACCAGGUUGCUAUUGCGCGCAUGACCGGCACUUAUGUAGCCAGCAUGUACUUGGACUUCCACCAAGAAUGAAUGGAAUGCACAGAACGCAAUCUGGUCUUUCGCGUUUGGACCUUCUCAUCACUCGUAAUCUGAUCACGCGCAUUUUGACCCUAAAUCACGUGAAACUAACGCAAAGCACUGUAAUGGAGCAAAACCAUUUUGUUGCAUCGAUCUAGCCCGCACUCCCCGGUUUAUUACUGGUGUUGUAGAGAUAUAAGUUAGAAGGGUAGAAGUAAUAUAGGAUCGUUUAUUUACUGUUGUUGUGUUGUGACAGACCACUAGAAGCACAUGAAGCUCUCCCCGUUCGUCAACAUCGCACUGUUACUGAGAAACAACCUACUGAUACUAUUGAAAGUGAAGAGGUUAGUGAUAUUGUCAUACUUCUAACCUGAUUUACUCCUUUUACUGAAGAUUGUUGAAAUUCAAAGUUCAGAAUACUUAAAAAUUAGUAUUACCGCGUGAAAGUACUGCUAAAGAGGUGUCGUUUGAAUGGUCACACCACAGGAUUUCAUCCACAGACUCAAACGUUAAAACUACAUACCAUAUAAAUAAUAGCAUGUAAAAGUACUGUUGAAGAGGUGUCAUUUGAAUGGUCACACCACAGGAUUUCAUCCACAGACUCAAACGUUAAAACUACAUACCAUAUAAAUAAUAGCAUGUAAAAGUACUGUUGAAGAGGUGUCAUUUGAAUGGUCACACCACAGGAUUUCAUCCACAGACUCAAACGUUAAAACUACAUACCAUAUAAAUAAUAGCAUGUAAAAGUACUGUUGAAGAGGUGUCAUUUGAAUGGUCACACCACAGGAUUUCAUCCACAGACUCAAACGUUAAAACUACAUACCAUAUAAAUAAUAGCAUGUAAAAGUACUGUUGAAGAGGUGUCAUUUGAAUGGUCACACCACAGGAUUUCAUACACAGACUCAAACGUUAAAACUACAUACCAUAUACAUAUUAACAUGUAAAAGUACUGUUGAAGAGGUUUCAUUUGAAUGUUUACAGUAUAGGCUCAAAAAUUAGAAUACAUACUAAAUUAAACAAAAAGUAACAUGUGAAAGUACAGCUGAAUUUCUUUCACGCAUUUCAAUGGCCUCACUGUAAGGUUUUAUUUCAUAUAAUUUUACGGUUAUCCCCUGUCAGUUUGUUCAUUCUCGAAAGUUAUGACUAAUUUAUGGGGGUUGUUAUGUAUUUCCAGGAGCACAAAUCCAAGAGACAUGGCAAAGAUAAAAAGCACAGGCAUAGAAAAGACAGUGAGGGAAAAAAGGUUAGCUAACUUUUAGCUUUCUUAUCACAGUCGAUCCAAAGUGACAGACCUGCCUCGUACCUAGACGCCUAUACGCGUUGGGGAACAUGGGAAGGUCACGGAUUAACGCAAAGGACUAUGGGAAGGGUCAGGUAGCAAAAAUUAGGUGGUGAGUCCACUUUCCGCUUCUCCCAAGAUGCGCCUCGAAGAUUUGAUCUCCAAACUUGUCGUCGAUUCUCUGAAGUCCUCCACAAUGUGCCUGGGUAUGGAAGUCCUCAUUACAUAGGUAUUGAGGACAUCUUGGCCAAAACGCCAUGUUGUAGUCUUUUUAGAGAUGUUCAAAUGAGUUGAGGAAUAUUUUAGUGCAUCUCGUUUUUACAGUUGUUGUCGCAAUGUUCAGUGCAAUUUGUAGCCCAAAAACACAAAGGUAUUGCUUGAAAACAGGACGCAACGUAGUGGUGAUAUUUUGGGAAACUAGAGCAAAUGUUGCUCUUGAAUCACACAGAAAUCCCUGACAGCAAAAUCGCAUUGUCACCUCUUGUAACAAUGUAUUCGACUGAAUUAAAGGAAUUACGUCCAUUUUCACACGGGUACGUCAGCAAUGUUUUAUUGCUGUAAAUACGACUCAAGCUCAACAAUUACAAACCAGAAUGUCUUUUCACGCCUUCAGCCUCUUGAUUUCCUCUGGCACGGUUACCCUGAACUUUCUUCCAGGCCGCGGUUGGUAAAACGUUGGGUAGCGCUAUCGAACGGUGAAAUCACUGUCCAUGGAUAAGUAUUAGGAAAUCCAAUUGCGUUAUCUACUGAAUAGCGAUUUAUCAAGCGGAUAACGUUAUCUACCUUUUGAACAACUGGGGCCAGUUACAUUGACAUGGGAACAUUCAUUUUCUUAACUCUGUCCUUUUCAGGGUAAACACAAGCAUAGAAAAGAUAAGGACGAAAAAGACAAGAAGACUAAACAUAAACACCACCAUCAUAAGGAAGAAGGUAUUUUGUUUUAAGAGGAACGUAGUUAUGGUAACAGCUAAAAUUAUACUCUCUCAAAGAUGAAAACACGACGACACCGGCCACAAACUUGCGUCCCAACUGCCAUAAAAACCUCUCUGCUACGGUAGUAGUAGUGGUGAACUUUAUUAACGUGUCAAGAAUCUCUAGCGCAUAGCACUAAUUGGUGACACAAAUAAAAGGUAAAAAUUGAAAAUAAUGUUAAAAUAGUAAUGCAAAUAGUAAAAGCUAGGAAAGUUGAAAAUCUAAGUCCUAUUAACACUUAAAAAUGUAUGUAUAUGAUAAGAGGAUAAAUUUUACCUAGUACCACCAUAGGGUCUCAAAGUUAAUUAUUACAAAGCAUGCAAUUUCUACAGUCAUCCUCAAUUAGGGCAGUCAGGUCUGUUCUCCUAAUUUAAUUCCUUCUUGAGUUUCGAACAGAGGAAAGGGCCAUAGUCUUUAAUGAAUGCUUUCCAUAUUUAACCGGUCAUACCAAAGCGAAUGAUGUACAAACUGAUAUUCUCACUGCACCUUAUACUUUGUGUUGUAUACAUGUUUGUUCCUAGGUUUCAUUUGAAUGAUCAUACCGUACGAGUUUAUCCACCGGCUCUAAAGUUAGAACUACAUUCUAAACAAAUAGCAGCAGGUGAAAGUAUUGCCGAAGAUUCAUUUAAAUGGUCACACCAUAGGAUUUCAUCCACAGACUCAAAUGUUAGAGUGGCAAAUUAUCUCAUCACUCUCAGUCUAGGAGUGAAAUGGUUAAGGUUUUGAGCGUCGUGUUUUUUUGCAAUUACAUCGCAGAGCCUGCUUCUCCUGAAGAAAAUCUUAUGUUUAACGGUGAAGUUGAACAUCCCGAGUCACCAACAGAUGAGGUGGAGAAAGGAGAUGAAGGAACAACUCCCCCUAAAGCAGCGACAAAAUUACAAGAUUCUAAACCAGUAAUUGAAACACCGAGCGAUCCUCAGGUAUGUGGCGUGAUCUGAGUCCUCAUAUUUUAUACUUACACUUCAAGCUUUAUUAAGCGGCUAGUAAUCAAAGUGUGGAAGUAACUGUGGAGCAGAAUUGUAAAUUAAAACUUUAUUAAACUGCCAACCAUAUCAAGCGGCUGCGGCCACCUUAUGGCCAUUUCCCUAUUGUUUUCACCUCUUUUAAGCAGCCUUUAAGCGCUUGAUACACUUAGUUUAGCUGUAUAUUAAGAAUGGGAGGAUCAGAAGGAAACUGCAGCCCGAGAUAGAAGGUAUUUGUAUCAAAAUGAAGUUAUGUUUCUGCUAACGAUUAUGCUAAUUUAUGAAGAAGCCCCAUUUUUGUGGCCACUGGCUGAUACUCCGAGGGUGGCCGCUUAAUGGGGGGUCGUCAACUGUAUUUUAAAAGCUGCCAUAAUCAAACAACUGUGCGCAGUUACAAAUGGUGCGAAGAGCAAAACAUGCAUGAUUUAACUGUGAAUGGUGGAUAGUUCUCAGUAGCAUACGUUUAUUAGGCACGUUACAAUGAGAUGCAUCCAUGAUGGAGUACUGUUUUAGAACCUUUAUCAAUCUUUGAUACUGGGAAAUAAAACGUUUGGCCAAUGACACUCCUUUAGAACACCAGAAUCUACUUGUGUCAUAUUGUACGUCAAUCUUUUUUUUCUUUUUUUUUAAUUUUAGGAUGACAUGGAUUUCUGGCUCUCUCCAACUCCAGAAAAGAAAUCUCCUCAGAAGGUACGUUAACCCUUUAAACCCAGAUAUUAAAAUUGAGAUUCUCAUUUACUGUCCCUAUACUCUUUCAAUAGAAGUAGUGGGGAGAAUUUGUUGAAAUAUCAAUUAGACUCAUCUUCCCUGAUCAUGUACUCAAUUCUCAUGACCACUAUGUUUUCUAAAGCGUUGAUAUUAUUAGAAGAAAUUUCAGGCUGAUCUCUCUUAGGGCUUAAAGGGUCAAGAAGCAUUUUUGGCCGUUUUUUCUUAAAAAUUGAUUAAAUUUCUAUACGUUUUAAAACUGUACUACUUGACAAAUAACUGACUGGCUGAUUGAAUGAUGAAGUGACUAACCUGCUGACUGACUAAUUGACUGAUUGAUUGACUGAUGUAACGAUAGACUGACUGGCUGUUUGACUGACCACGGACUUGCUGAUUGACUAACUGACUGACUAAUUGAUAGAUUGAUUGACUGAUAUACUGACUGUCUGACUAACUGACUGACUGGUUGGCUGAUUGACUGACUGGCGUACUCAACGACUGGUUGGCUAACUAACCAGCUAGCUGCUGGCUGGCUGGUUGACUGACAGUUGGACACAGACAGAAUGAUUAGCUGGCUAACAAAUGGACUGAAUGAGCGACUGGUUAGCUCAGUGACUGGGGACUAACUGACAGGCUAGAUGGCUGACUGAUUGUUCAGUUUAAUAGCUGACUGACUGACGGACUGACCAACUGGCUGGUUGGGUGGCUAACUGGGUUUCUAUAAUGACUGACUGAUGAUCUUUCAGCUGUAUGAAGUGAUCUGUAGGCUGACAGACAGACAAGGAUUGAAUACUGACGGAAUAAUGAAUAAUCGAUUGGUUGAUUGAUUACUAAGUUGACUGACUGAUUCAUUUUCUUUCUGAACGAAAUAACCAGCCUGUUGAAACACCCACUUCAUCCUCGCCAGAAAAAUCGCCAAAACAAGAAACACAAGCUAAACAAUCAGAGGUAAAUUUAUUCAAGCAAUAAAUGGUACUUACGAUAGUAAAAUGUCAGUUUGCGAAUGAAUAUGAGAGUGAUGCACAGUCAUUUCUCUCCAAGACGGACACCAUGCUUAAAGCUGAAAGACCAACUCGGAAUGAAUACAAGUCUGUUUUACUUGUGCAGAACACUAAAAACGGGAACAAUGAUGUAACAGACUGAAAAGUGGAAUAAUUUUCUCUUUGUGUAAUCAAACGUUCAUUAAUUAGAAGCAACUUUACUGUCAUGUAGAGCACCUACUUUACCGUUUGUAGGUAUUUUUCACUACAUAAAGCACUACUUAAGCGUCCGUUCAUCGGUUUCAAAAAAGCCCGGUGUCCGACUUUCAGAGAUGUUCGUCUUAUAGAGAGUAUAGUUACCAUUAAAUGACUUAAAAAUGGCAGGGACCAACACUUGGUCUCCUUCUGACAGAGGUGUCCGUUAAGAGAGAAUUGGCUGUCAUGUUUAUCAUGUUUCAUAAACAGAGAAAUUGUAGAAGUACUGUGGAACCCUGCGCUAAGGACACUCGUAUAUAACAGACUGUUUCGUUUGACCAGACGAAAAAAAAGCUCAUAUAUUUUCUCUAAAAUUGAUCUGUUUAAUACGGACAAUAUGGCAUGUCUCGUCGGAGCCGUGUUAACCGGAUUCCACUGUAACAGAGUUUCCGAUUUCCUUUAGUCACUUAGUAUGUACUUUUAAUCUUUCUCUAGAAAACUGAAUCUAAAGAAUCUAAACGCAAACACCGCAAAGAUAAAUCAGAUAAAAAAGAAAAACAUGAAAAGGAGAGAAAAAAGGAGAAAAGAAAGAGACGAAGCAGUGAGAAGUCAGACACAGCGGAGGUGCCUGUAGCUGAACCGGAAAAACAGGAUGAACCGUCUAUCAUGGAGCUGAAUGAGGAGAAAAAACAGGUUAGACAAGGUUUUUUUCCUUCUUUCUUUCUUUCAUUCAUUCUUUCUUUCUUCCUUCCUUCCUUCCUUUUUUUCCUUCUUUUUUAUUUUUUAUUUUUUAUUUUUUUUUUGUAAAGGAGCUGUGUCGUGAAAUUUAUCAAAAUUGAAAUAGUGCUGACUUCCACCAAACUGAGUGAAACAUAAAAAAUAGCUGCUCAAAACAUGAGAAGAAGGUAUAAAUAACAUAGCAACUGCAACGGAGGCACGGAUGGAGAAACUUGAAGAUUGAAACGGAUUGAAAUUGUGGUUUUUGAAAACUUGUGAGCCUAAGUUUUGCAAAGUUCAUUUUAUGUCGUUUGUAACGUUUGAUAUGAUGAUUGGGAGACCCAUUUGUUUGAUGCGAAGCUCUGAUUUUGUCAUUCACACGUUAUUUAUCAAAGUUCCAUAGCGAAUAAGGACGUGUAAUUGCAUUAAAAACAAAAUGAACAAGACAGCCUCUUUAAGCUAAACCACACCAAAGGAGUGUCUUAUGAAAAACAAAUAGCUUGACCUCUCUACUGUGAACUUUUCAGAACUAUGUUCCAAAGUUGUAAGAAACUGUGCGACGCAAUUAUCGUGUGCAUGUGAAAGUGUUUUUUGAAGCACGCGUUGAAAAAGGAAAAAAAUGCUUCCUGUUCUUCUUCAGUGGUCUAAAAGCGCAUUGUAGAGUUUUUUUGACCGAAGACGAUAUAGUAGCUUGGAUGUAGAUAAUACCUUUUCCACCUUGCGUCCCCCUGUACAUUUUUAAACUCUGUAUUUAUUUCAGCGGGAUCCUGUUUCCUUUUUUGUGCCAGACACUCAUUGAUUUCCUUUCUUUUUCAGCCUAUCAUUACAACUUAUAAAGUUCUCGCAGAAAACAGUGCUCUCAGACUGGUUAGUGUAAUAAAUUGUAUUUACGACAGGGCAACGUGGCCGAGCGGUUAGAACGAGGCGGCGAGGUCAAGUCCCGACCUGUUCGGGGCUAGCCGGAUUUGUUCUAGGUAGACCCGAGUUCAAAUCCUCGGUCCCGCUUGUUAGUACGUUUGAGGUGAACCAGUUGGGAUUCUUAUUUUCAUUGCAAUGGUCACAUAUACACCAGCCCUGUUCCAGGCUCCGAGAUAGGCGGGUCGGCGAAACUGAGAAAGUGCGAACAAAACGGGAGCAAGGAACAGGCUAUGGUAACACCGUACGAUUUUGUCCAGAAGUUGAGACAACAAUGUUUCCGUAACUAACUUAAGUACGGUUUAAUGAUCCCAGGUGUGGGACGAAAUUCUCGUUGUCUCCCUUUUACAUAAGUAUAUGAUGAUUGCGAAAGCGAACUGUCAUAUUAAUCGUGCAGUACAUUUAUUUACUUAUUGGUUUUGGUCCUUGCUUUAGAUGUACGAGACAAGAGUGACUUCUCAAAAUAGAAAUCAAGUAGUAGUGUCAAUUAUUUUCAGGUAUGUAACUCAUCAAAGGAUUAACGUUAUAGAAUCGUACAAUAUAUUUUUUUUCCAGUUGUCUGUUUGCUAGUAGAAUUUAAAUUUCUUUCGGUAUGGUCUCAUCGCUAUUCUCUGAUUUCAUUUCACAGUAAUUUGACUGAUCGUCAUAUCAAGUCCAUGGAAUUCAAUGUGUUAGACUCCCUCAAUACUAAACUAAUACGGCCAGUAAGUAGAAUUUGAAUUGUUCUUAAAUUAAAUUUUGAGUUUCCUUAUACGCUUUAAUACGUUUCGAUCCAAAGUUGUCUUUGGUUUUAGUUAAAGUGCAAUGAUCUUGUUACCUUUGUAUCCUGCGUCCCUGACGCAUAAAAAUCCCCAAAGACAGGCAAAAGUUCAUUGCAUGCAGUUGUGUUGUAAUGUCUCUGACAAAGUUCGAAAAAAUGAGUCUUUCCUGACAUUCAUUCCAUCGAUUUAUUGAUUCACUUGAAAAGUUUUGCCUAAGAAAAGUACUCGUUCAUGAUUUUAACAAAGUUAUGACAAGAAUUUUUGUGACUGUACCCCCCUUUGAAUCGCAUCCAGCUCCGUCUGAUUAACUUCUUUAGCUGUAUGUUUUGGCUUGUUCAUGAUAAAGCCAGUCAUUUGUUUCUGUUGUCUUGUUCACAGAUUGGUUCCUCAUCGCAUGACAGUGUUCCAGUCCCCUUUCAUCUUUUGCCGGGUGAGUGGUCACUGAGCCCGUUCCAACCUCGUUCCCAGGGUUCUUUCCUGCUCGUCCCUAUAGAGGGAGAAAACGGACGAGUGAUAAUGAGUUCUAGGAACGAGGUUGAGCCCGUUCUAGAGAUUGAUCAGUGCCCAUUCCUAAUCUUUCAAAGCAAUAGUUAGUACUAGUAUUAAUGGAGCUCGGUCACGGUUCUCUGGUUCAUUUUGUUAAUAAUGCCGUCAUUAUUCACUAUGGAACUUGAUAACUUACUAGUGACUGACAAAAUCACAGCUUUAUGUCAAACAAAGAUGGCUCCCAAUUACCAUAUCAAACGUUGCAAAGAACAAAAAUGAACUUUGAAAAACUGUGAGGCCAACGAGUUUUCAAAAAGCGCAAUUGCGAUGCGUUUGAAUCUUCAAGAUUGUCCAUCUGUUAUUGCCUUUGUAUUUGCUGUGUUAUAGCUUCGUUUCAUGUUCUGAGCAGACAUUUUUAUGUUUCACCCAGUUUUGGUGGCAAUUUCUACUAGUGUAAUUUUGAUAGAUUUCGUGACAGAGCCCCUUUAAAAUGUGCUUCAUUAUCUCUACUGAAAGCCCCUUGCGGGAAGAGAAUAAUCAAAUACUUAUUUCUUCUGUGUAACCGAAACACUAUUUAAAACAGUUGGAAUAAAAUUCUGUUUUAAUUGUCUUGCAGGGUGUUCAAAUGAAGGGCAGUUCGCUUUCACUGUAGAAAGUAUAGUCAUGGCGCAGAAACUCAGGGGGACACUAACCUACGUCAUAAAGGUACCUUUUGCCAAUAGUUCCUUUUGCCCCUCCCAUCUCCUAGGGGGACACUAACCUACGUCAUAAGGGUACCUUUUACCAAUAGUUCCUUCAGCCCCUUCCAUGCCCCGGGGGGACACUACAUACUCAGGGGAAUACUAACCAACGUCAUAAAGGUACCUUUUACCAGUAGUUCCUUCAGCCCCUUCCAUCUCUCAGUGCAGUUGGAUGCACACAAACCCAGUCUUAAUGAAAACAGCUUAGUUAUCUUAAGGUCGGAUAACCCGUUACGAUUUGUCGACCCGAUUUUAUAAAGUAAGCAUUCGGUGGACACAAAAGUCAACCCUAUUUUCGGCCUAUUUUUCUUUUUGGUCUUUCCUUUUGUGCAGAUUUCGUCCCGAUAAAUCGAAACGUGCAAAAUUCGCCGCCGACAGAUCGCAUCAACGAAUCACAUUAUUUAAGCGCUUUAUAGUCGAAUCGUCAGAACCAAAAUGUGACGAUUAUGACGAGUAGUAACUUAAUUGGAGAAAAAAGAGGGAACUUUUAUUAUUGAGAAGAACUGGACAAGGGUUUUUCCGCUGUAUGAUUCGACUUCGCUAGUUAGAAGAGGGAAUUUUAGUUUUGAAUCAGACUUUAUUUGGGAGAUCUAAAACGAUUCGAAAUUUGUUCUUACAAACUUGUCUAUCAGAUUGUUUCACAAAAACCAAACUGCUGUCUUGUACCAUAACAUUCUUCUCAUAACCAGUAAGUUAAGCUAGUGAUAACCCCAGAGAGGACCUUGUGCCCUCAAUGCGUUUUUGUUUUCUUUUGCAGGAUGACGAAGGCUCCACAAGCGAAAAGAUGGAUUUUUCGUUGUUUUUACCCUGCUCUUCCUUUCUGAUUUCCACGCCGUUGUCAAGGUAAGCCCUGCUAAAACAAUGACAUUGUAGAGUUUUAACAAUCUUUUUUUCCUUUGCUCAUCGCUUUGGUUUCAUGAUUGGCCAACUCGCAUUGUAUUCUAUUGGUCAUUUUGAUGUUGAGUGAGAGACUGGGUUUGUGCUGUUUCGAAUUGCAUUAUGGGGCUCGUUUGAGGCACAUUUUGGCGCAAUUAAGGUUUCUGGGUAACUGACCACCCACCCCUCCCCAAAGUCACAAUUUUGCCUUAAGUGAGUAGUAAGUGUUAAUGUUGACGUAGGGGAGGGGUAGAUGGGCAGUUACCCAGAAACCUCCCAACUUGUCUUCUAAAACACUCCCAUAAUGCAAUUCGACACUACACUGAGCCAGUCUCUAGUGCAUAUACAGAUGUAUUUAUUUUCUAUUUCCUUAUUAUAAUAAUUAUGUUUUUCUUUUUUUUCGGUCUUCAGUACCGAUUUCGCCAGUCUCUUAGGAAGUGGAACCUUAGUCAACAAAAGCUCUGUAAAGGUUUGUUAUAUCUCCUGCUUCUGUAAGCUGUUUCACGCAUUCGGUAUCUCUAUAGUCGUACUUUAAAUAAAUCAGGCCUAUCCUGGUGGCAGUGCUCCCAUUUUUUUUAAGUAAUAGAGAGAUUUAGAGUUACGUUUACCGUAAACGUGAAUUUGUGCCACGUGGCCAAGUUUUCCCUUAACUGGUACUUUACUAUUCAUUACUUCUUCGGUUCUUCCCCAAAAUCAGUAGAUUGACAUUUGUUUUGUCUAUAACAAUUGUUUGGGCCUUUCUUUAAGUGGAACGUUUUCUAUUUGCAGCAGUUCUGAACUUGAACCUAACCUUUGCUGUUUACCGUAAACUUCACUGUAAAUCUCUCUUUUGUUUCGCCUGGGGAAAUAGCCUUCAAGUUGACAAGUAGUCUUGAACCGACAGGACCCGUCCUAAGGGGUUAUGAAUGGUGCCACCGCUCUUUCAAAUUGAAGAAAACGUUUUGGCCUUGCCCAAGUUGUUCCAUCGCCGCCAAACGCUAACCACUAUUUUAACAAAAGCUGCUGAAUCAAAGCCAGCGGUUAUCGCCACCUUAUAAACGAUUUAUUGACGAACUCGUGAAAAGCUAACAACAGUGCAUCUAUGAACAGCGAGGGCAGCGUGACCGAAUGAUUAGAGCGCGGUUUGAACGCUAGACUUGCAAUUCUAAUGGCCUGUUUACAUGGAGGUGAAGGACCCCAAAUAUGUGAGGCUCACCUACCUGGGGCCCCCCACCUCCAUGUAAACAGGUCCUUAUUCGGAGGUCCCAAGUUCAAGCCCCCGCUCCCCGACCGCUAGCUGGAUUUCUUAUCUGUAAUCCCGAGUUGAAAUCCUCGGCUACGCUUGUAAAAUAACCAACUGGUCCGCCUCCUACUAGUUGGGAUUUUUAACCAUUUAUGUUAAUAGCGGAGCACCGUCGGAAGGGUAGAUAACUAAAUUUCUUACCCAGAAAAUUUGGUUAUGACGUCAGCCUACUCCGUCCGUCCGUAAACUCUCUGGAGGCGAGGGAAAGGAAUCACAAGUGGCAGCUCGCCGUUAUAGCUGAGGUGAAAUUUUUCAUUUCAAGCACCUCGCUCGUUUCGAUGGUAAAUCACACGGCCGCCCGGGCUUUUAGAGGGAAAAAAAAAACGAGUCUUUCUUUCCACUAAAUUUUAAUGUGAACAUUAACUUAGAUAACAGGGAAAUAGCUAGGAGCGAGAAAUAAUUGACAACGGAGACUAAUUUCGCUGGAAGAAAAACAUGAAAAUUAUAUAGCGGCGGUUAGAAAAUGAGAAAUGCUAGCGGCUACCAAUGUGAAAAUGAGCGGCAGUGAAAAAACAGAGUGAACAGAACACAAACAUUUCCUCCAUAAAACGCGUAAAUAGGAAUCUAAACAUGAAAAGAAGUUUCACGUUUUAGGCGUGCAAAACAACGGCAAGGAACUGUACAAAAAAGUGUGCUGCACGUGCAAAGCUGUUUCUUUGCUAAUUAGAAAAAAAAAUGUGCUGCAGGUGCAAAGUUGUUUUUUUGUUAAUUAGAUCUAUUGUUGUUGUUUUUUACCGUUACUCGAUUUUAUAUUUUCUUUGAGAAAUAUAUAAAUAUUAAAGAGAGCUUCGCUUUUAGCCCUGGCUAAAUCUAUUUAUUUCAUUUUCCUUGAAAAGCCCCAUAGAAGAAGAGGAUAAUUGAAGUAAAAAUUUAAAAAAUAAUGAAAAAAGUAACCUUGUGGUGCAGUCAAACACAAAAUAUAGUUCAAGCAACUAAGUUUACCACACUUACUGAGGUUCAAAAGCGGGCGGUUCAAGCAUCAGAGCAAGUCGCUCUUUUUUCCCCUUCAUCCUCUUCGACUCUAAGUUUGGACGAUUUUGUGCUUUAUUUGCAGGUCACAGCUCCAGAGAUGACAGAGUUUAGCUCAAUAAUUUCGAAGAUUUGUAUCCUGCUACAUUUUGCAGGUAAUGAACACAACUUGUUCUUGCCGGAAGUGAACAGCGUCUGCUCAAAAUUAAGUAUUUGUAUGGUCAUACUGAAGGAAGCCUGCGAGCAGGCUCUCUUUUUGAAGGAAGCGGCACGUGAUAGGAGACUCACUCGCGCGUUCUCGCGGAAAGUGGGACGCGAGUGAGAAAGUUGCGCGCGAGGAAAGGGAAGGAUACGCGUGUUCUCCACCCUCGCGCGCAACCAUACUAAUGGGAAUUUUAAUGUUCUGACCGUCUUUCUCUUUCAUGGUUGGUUUAGAUUCUGCUUUUUCUGUACUUGACCUGUCUCACUCUUCAUUCGUUGAACUGUUCGUAACAUGUGGCAAUGUAACGCAUAUCUGUUGCGAAAUUGCCUUGCAGUAAACAUCUUAAUUGCGUCUUUCUCUCUCCUGAAAUGUGUAAAAAGUGGCUCUCUGCUGACAAACCCUUGAUCAGAUUAACAGGAGACACGCUGUCUAACGGACAUCCUGUUUAUUGCUGUUUUUUUUUUUCUUCUUCUUUCUUUGUAAGAAAAAAAUCUCCUGUACAUUUUGAUUAUCUACUUCACACGAGACAGCUAGGCUCCUUUUGAGUGCCAUGCAAAGUCAGUUUUGAUAAACUAUCGUCCAAGUUUUACAGAACAAAACAUAAACCUGUUACUACACGCCAAGUUUUUGUCAUAUUUUAGUUCGCAUUUUACUUUUCAGUCAAUCAAAGACAGCAGCUCCGGCACGUACAGCUAUUUUCCACCUGUUAUUGUUUAACAGUGCAUACAAAGGCUACCAAAACAAUGACCCAACUAUUUGUUCACGCUGGCGAAAGCGCGAAGCUGUACACACAAAACAAAUCCGGCUUUGUUUUAAGCUACAGUCUCCCAGUGUUAAAUUUCCGUUGUUGCAAAAAAACAGGGGGAGGAAAUUCUUUGUUUUUGAUCGAAUUUCAUUACGAACUUUCGACAGUUUCUCGUUCAUGCGGAUGAAAGGUUUACCAAACGACGUCGUGUUUCAGAGAAGAAAGGGAUACGCACACUAUAGCAGAACAGCUGACCAACAUUUGUUUCCGCCAAGCCAAGAAAUACCUUGAAUAUUUUUUUUUAUUUGAGUGACUAAUGCCCUUGAACAGAUUCUAUACUACUUGUUGACUAGUCUGGUUCGGCUGGAAUUGCUAUUCAGCGUCUUUGGAUUUAGUUAAUCAAUUGUUUAUGUAUUGGAUUAACUAGACAAACGAUCGCAGUAUGAGACAGCAACGGUAUCGUAGCAAUAUUGUAGCUCUGUGGAUCGAAGUAUUUUUAUUACUUUUAGGCAGUUCUUAGUGUCAAUAACAAAAAAGCUAAUACACAGCUAGUGAAAGUUAACCAAAGACCAUAUCAAUUAGCAACGAUUUCCAUUUAAAAUUGAUAGUGUUUUAUGGACAAUGUCAUGCACGACCUCAUAAUAAACAUGAUUCCCUAUAGUAGUCAAAAACACUUUUCUUUUUAAAAUAUGAGAUAAACCCGAAAGAAAUGGCCCGAAGCUUCAAGCUUAGCUGAAUCAACGUGAAUUAAAUUGGUUGUAUUUUAGUUUUGCCCGUCUUUUUCUUAAGCGUUUCAAGAGUGGUUUACAUUCUUAGUCUUUUCGAAAAGUGUUACAUUAUCAGGAGAUUUCAUAUCUUGGGGUGACUCACAAUUUUCCUUUGUAACCGACUAUUGAUAUCAGUAGCAGAAGUUUGGUGGUGACCACUAUUCAUGGCAUAAAAAGUCAAACAUAGACCAUACUGUCUGUUUUUAACUUGUAAGUUUGAAAAUGAAAAUCAAAGUCAAUAUUAUGCGUGGAAAAGGAAUAUUUAUCUAAGGAAUGAUGUCGAAGGACUUAACAUAAAAGUGCUACUCUAUGACAACGAAAUUCCAGAAGAAAAAUAUUUUUUUUGUAAAAAGAAAAGGCAAAGGUUUGCACGUGUAUUCGAUAGCUAAGAGUAGGGUGACUAUGUUCUUGACUAAGCCUGCGAAAAUGUGUUUUCGUCUAAUAGCCGCAGGCGAAUAAGUUGACAAAAGUCAAACUGCAACUCUUAAGACUGCGUCAUUUUUUGUUAUUUUUAUCAUAUUUUUCCGAGCUAUUUUCGAUAUAUUCUCAAAACCUAACCAUACUACAUUCUUCUUUCGAUAUUGUACCAUCCAUUUUGUCUUUUUAUGGUAAGAAGGCUUUUAUUUUCGGAAGCGAUACUUUUAUUAGAGAUUCAGCGCAUGUAUCGUGUAAAAUCUCAAAAACAUCUACCAUAUAGCCUCUUCGAUCAGUCCUGCAUCAAGAAAUGAUAAAGCCAACAUACAAGUGUAAAUAGUUUAUCAUCAAUUUUACGAAGGGGCUGCUGGUAUCAUGUAUAUCAAUUAGCAACGAUUCAGUUUACAUCGCAAUAAAGUUGCUACUUUAUUCUGACUGAUGCUAAACGUUAAGCCUAAUUAGAAUUCGCUAUUCAAAUUGGUGUUGAAAAUUCAGCGGUGUGUCCGUUCAAAGAAAAGCUUUUGAGCAGAAGUUUUAACAUGGCAUGAAGGGCGAGUUUUUUGCGUGAAAGUUAUGGUACAAAAUGUUAUAUUUGUUACAUCAAUUCUCGCAGAAGAGAUCAAAAUGAGGGUAUAUUACAAUAAAGCGUGAUAAGCUAAACACAUCACGCAAUUAAAUAUGUUGUUAACAUCGGCGAGAAGGCGUUUAUUUCAUACAAUUUAAACCAAAAAAGUACACAGUGUAAAAAUAUUGUUGUAGGCUUUGUAUUACAUAACAUAAACUUGGAUACAAUUCUGAAGUAUUCCUUUUUGAAAGGUCUGCUCCAGUGAUCAAGUAAUUAUGUAGAUGAUUCUACAAAGAGUCUUCGAAUGUUAUUUUCUGCCCAAUUUUCAUUAUUCUUUGACCUGGCCGCUAAAGGUUGAAGGUUUCGAAUAGGACGUGACUACACGUUGAAAAGCUUCCAGUAUAAAUGGUUAUGUUCUUUGAUUACCGCUUUGCCCCGGCAGGCAUUAAUUAUAUUGGACGAGGUUCAAUCUUGACUUCUCAAAAUAGACAUUCUUUAUGCAGUAUUGUUUAUGUGUGUUUACUAGUCACUGUACUGAAAUGUUUGUUGGCCUGUGUGUUGAUUAAUAUACCGGGCAAAGAUACAGGGAAGAAAAUUCUGAUUUCGCUCCUGAAAGCUCUUAUAUCGAGCUGUUUUAGGGGCUGUGGUGAUCUCUUCAAGAACCAAAAAUGGAAAUAAAAUACUCGAAAAUCAAAACUCACUUAUUAAAUGAUGGCAGCUGGUCAUUUUUUUCUAAUGAUGUCCGGUUACUGCCGUGAUUGAGUUAUUCCAAAUUUUAAAACUUUGAAAUACUUUUGUGUGAUUUGAGACGUAGUAACAAUUUCAUAAAAAAAGAUUUCGCUACUCACACUUUUUUUUUUUCGAAAAAUGGUAACCCUGCGAUUUUAUCCCAACUCAAUUAACAACACCGCCGGAAAAUCCUUGUAGCUUUCAUUAUUGGGAUUACUAUUAUGUGAUAAAAAUUUCAUAGAGGUUGUGUUGAAUUUGUAAGCAUUUUUUAUGUACGAAGACCGAUCUUCUGUAAAUUAAGCACCACUUUCUGAGAUAGGGCCCACUCAGUUUUUUUAGUUUACUCUGUCCAAAGAUUAUUUAUAUUUUCUUUGGCGGAAUUUUGCGGGUGCGCCUGCGCUAGCGGUCAUUAAAUCUCCAGCGGCUUUUAUUUUCAUUCGCGCGCUCGACGAUCCCUAAAGAGAAAGUAGAAAGUCUGUGAACAGGGCAUUUGUACGAUGGUGUGUCUAAUAUCACUAGUUCUCUUUUCGGUUGGGAGGGGAGGGUGGGGUACUGGGGUCAUUAGGAUUCGUUCCGUUUGUAAUGCACAAGUUUAGAGAAGACAGGGAAGGUGUGCCGAGGCGCUUCGGGGGAAGACAGACCAAUGGUAAAUUGUGUUAGGGAGCUUAAGCUACCACGACAGCGAUGUAUAACAACAAAGGAUUACUUGUGAAAUGAAUUCGCGAUCUUGCAAACUUCAUCUCGAUGCUCCUAACUCGCUUCCUCUGUUUAAUGUGGGAGAAGUUUACUGCGCUUGCAGAGUUGUCCUGCUUAUUAAACCUGAUCUCCAUAUAUUUCUUAGAGAAUUCGUUAAGAGAGUUUCUUGAUUGUUAAUCGACAAUGUUGGGAGAAAAUUGAUGUUGAUUACUCUUGGGACUUAGAGGGUUAUACUCCCUAAUGUAAGUCAGCUGCACCUCUGGCAGACUUAAAAUAUUCAAAUGUAUGCAGCUUUCAAAACUUCUGGCAGUCUUUAGGUGUGGUGUUGUACUUCUUAUUCCAGAAUAUUGCCCAUAGGAAAGAACCGUAACUGCCAGGUCAAUUCAAAUUGAUUCUUUCUCAUGAACCGUGUUUUUUUGCACUUUACUUUCAGUCGUAGAACAAGUGGAUUCAAGUGCAUCAUUAUAUGCCAGUUCAAUCCAGAGCCAUCAUCUGUGUUUAUUAGUCAAGCAAUUACCGGUGAGUAACGAGCCUGAAAAUCAUUGAAACAGGUUGCCGGAUGCAGGGCACGGAGCUCAGGGUAAACCUAGGGCAAACUUUGUCUGUAAGUCAGGCUAUAAGACGGACACCUAGCAUUUGUCCCUCCGAUUGUGACAGUCAUUUUCUUUGGCUGAGGCGGAGUUACCUUGCCAAAACGGACUGUCUGCCCCAAACUGAGUUGACUGAAAUGUAGCUUAAGAAAUAAAGUUUAUCUUUGUACUUCUCGCCUAUGAAUGUUAGUAAACAAGCAGUGUUUUCUUUUUUUAAUGCUUUGUACUUUUUUCUUUUUUCUCUUUUGUUUCUUUUUUGUUUUUGUUUUUGUUUUUGUGUUGCGAAAUGUCGGCUGAGCAAGGGGAAUGGCUGGGUGUGUUAUAAUCUUUUAAAGAGACGAUGAAUAUUGACGAUGGUGUUUUUCUUUACAUAGGAUAACUCGGUGUCUGUUGACGGCAAAAGUACUGACGCUUCCAUGGUUUUCAAUGUACUGGACGAAAUUAAAUUACUCCUUCAAACGCCAUGAAAAAAGAAAUAAUCAAGAGUGGCAGAUUACAAGUCGAUAAAGAAGAGGGAUGGUCCUGGCGCGAAAGGAAUUCUCAUCAACGGGGUUCUUCGCAACAAAAACAGCCGAGAAUCGCCCAUGAAUCAACUUCACUGCCAGCGAAAGAUUAAUUGAAAAGGAUUUUAAUAGAGAUAAGAAAUACGGGGCAAACUUGUCUGAUUCUAUACUGAAUUAUUACGGGCCCUGUCCUCAGAUCGCUGGAUCUGGGUGUUGUGUUGCAAAUUGCUCUUCAGUAAGUCGUAGAGUUAAAUAGAAAGGAGAGCAGUGUAACUCGUAAACCUUUCAAACAAUUGCAUUAUCUAGGGAGAAGAGGAAAGAGAUAUAGACACUUUCACUGCCCCGAAAAUCAACAUUUUAUGAAUAAAAACCAAGAAAUACACCCAACGUAGUCCCAGGGUCUCUCUUCUAGUCUUUGCGAGGGAGAAGAGAGGUCCUGGGAGCAAGUGUAUAAUUAUAAUGUUCCCCAAUUUUAAUUUUGCAAAUGUCCUAAGAUAUUGUCACAUGAAGGGAGACUUGGUAGAGUCCAUGUGAGUAAUUUCAUCUUAGUGCUUAUUCUAAUAACUUAACGGCGAAAAAAUGAUAGACAAAGAUGGUUUUACUCGGUCGCUACCUUUGGUUGAGUAGACCAGCUGACGGGUUUUGUUUUAGGUACAGAUUUAACUGUCAAAAUAUAUUUGCCUUGUGCAGGAGAGUAAACGUAAUUUUAGUAAAGAAUCAUGCUAUAGCAUUCUGUAAUGCGUCACGGUGUUGUCCACCACUGUAGACUAUGACGGAUAGCUUUUUCGCCGCACGAUUUCUGUAACGGAUGGAAGCUGCACUUCUGAGAGUGGAGCGUCACACAUCAGAUGGGUGCUGUGCCACACUUUGGUGUAAUGUGAACAAGUAUUCGCACCGUAGCGGAAGUGAAUAAGCAGGAUCCACUGACACGGAAGUAAAAUUCAAGAAUGAGGACUGGAUUUAAGUUCACCAAACGGCCCUCUCGACCAAACUCUGCGGCACGAUUUUCGUUUUCCAUGCACGGAAUCCCAUGUAGAGUGGGGUGUGGUUCAUUCUUCUAGGUAGAAAUUGUUGGGUUCUUCUCUAUAUCCAUCUAAACAAAACGACAACAAAAUUCGAACUUGUGAACAUCUUUUUGCAAGAACUUCUUAAUGUAAAGCCCGCGCAGAAUACUUAAAAUAAUCUCAAAAAAAGCCAACGGCUAUAUAAAAAAAUACUGCG